CGGCCCGGAAGCGGAUGCGCGGCCGCGGAGCCGGCGGCGGGCAGAUGGCGGAGUGCGGGGCGCAGCCCGCCGGGGGUGGCGGCGGCGGGGCUGCGGGCGCGCCCAGCCGGCACGAGAAGAGCCUGGGGCUGCUCACCACCAAGUUCGUGUCGCUGCUGCAGGAGGCCAAGGACGGCGUGCUCGACCUCAAGCUGGUGCGGGGGGCUGCCGGCGGGGGGGGCGAGGGCUCCGCCGCGCCGGGGGCUGCGGAUACCUUGGCUGUGCGACAGAAGCGACGGAUCUACGAUAUCACAAAUGUGCUGGAAGGCAUCGGGCUGAUCGAGAAGAAAUCCAAGAACAGUAUCCAGUGGAAAGGGGUGGGUCCUGGCUGCAACACCCGGGAAAUAGCUCACAAACUGAUCGAGCUGAAGGCAGACAUAGAGGACCUGGAGCAGCGGGAGCAGGAGCUGGAGCAGCAGAAGAUGUGGGUUCAGCAGAGCAUCAAAAAUGUUACAGAAGACAUGCAGAACAGUCGAUUAGCAUAUGUGACACAUGAAGACAUCUGCAAGUGCUUCACAGGGGACACCCUCCUUGUGAUUAGAGCCCAAUCUGGCACACGUUUGGAGGUGCCCAUCCCUGAGGGCCUGAACGGGCAGAAGAAAUACCAGAUCCACCUGAAGAGCACGAGCGGCCCCAUCGACGUUCUCUUGGUCAACAAAGAUACCUGGAGCUCUCCUCCUGUCGUCCUCCCUGUCCCUCCCCCCGAAGACCUCAUUCAGUGCCAGGCAGCUGCGCCCUCCAAGACGCCAAUCCCGCCGCUCACCCACUUCCAGGAGGCCUCUGUUCCCAGCAGCACCCAGCCCUCCACACCAACACCCACCAGCACUCAGGACCACGGCCCUCCCACACAGAAAAACGCAGGCACAGAGUGCGAUGUCCCUGCGGCAGAGCCCAAGAGCGGCGGCGACGCCGACAGCCAACCGGCCGGGCUGGAUGCACAACUGCUCCAGUCCUCUGCCUCCCUGGACAGCAGCUCCGUCCUGCCCAGCACCUCUACCUCCUUUGAGCCCAUCAAGCCCGACCCCACGGGAGUACUGGAACUUCCCAAAGAGCUGUCAGAGAUGUUUGAUCCAAUGAGAGAAUGUAUGAACUCUGAGCUGCUGGAAGAGCUGAUGUCAUCUGAAGUGUUUGCUCCCUUGCUCCGCCUCUCCCCUCCACCUGGAGAUCACGACUACAUCUACAACCUGGAUGAGAGCGAAGGCGUCUGCGACCUCUUCGACGUGCCUGUCCUCAACCUCUGACUUCUCGGUGCAGCUGUGAGCCCUGCAAACACAGACUGUUUUGUAAAUCUUUGGAAA
This is a messenger RNA of Empidonax traillii (willow flycatcher), 1337 nucleotides long. RefSeq names its product E2F transcription factor 4 (gene E2F4). The record is from RefSeq and is a predicted model, not a curated record. The coding region runs from base 15 to 1280 and encodes 421 amino acids. Gene Ontology annotation, molecular function: RNA polymerase II cis-regulatory region sequence-specific DNA binding; DNA-binding transcription factor activity, RNA polymerase II-specific; protein dimerization activity. Gene Ontology annotation, cellular component: RNA polymerase II transcription regulator complex. The transcript has 10 exons. Gene Ontology annotation, biological process: regulation of transcription by RNA polymerase II. NCBI's taxonomy places the organism in Eukaryota, Metazoa, Chordata, Aves, Passeriformes, Tyrannidae.